AUGGGCUUAGGCGGCAUGGGGGAGGUGCCUAACAGCAGCAGCGAGGGCGCGCCGAUCGACGUGGAGCAAGGCGAGCCGUUGAACGCGGAAAAGAGAGUCACUAUUCCGCCAGAAGGAAACGAGUAUAAGCGAACGCAGUCCAUGUUUGAGGUGGCGGCGGCAGCGCCAGGAACUCGCUUCCAUCCCGUGUCGUUGGCUUUCAAGAACGUGACGUACACCGUGACGCUGGGGCGAGGCAAGGCGAAGACCAACAAGCUCAUUUUGGACAACCUCACGGGAUACGUCAAAGCCGGCUCCUUUCUCGCCAUCAUGGGCCCCUCAGGCCCUGGCAAGACGAGUCUGCGGAAUGUGCUAGCAGGCCAAGUGCUGGUGAAUGGACGUCCACGGAGCCCCAACGCGCGUAGCUGGGCAGGUGCUGGUGAAUGGACGCUCCGGGAAAACAAGUCUGCUGGUCGUGUUGGCAGGUCGGGCCACGCGCACGGGCGCGAAAACGUCUCUGGCAUGGCAGGCUCCGGCAAAACAAGUCUGCUGAACGUGCUUGCAGGCCGGGUGAUGAAAUCGGGAGCUAAAACCUCCCUGUCCGGGCAGGUGCUGGUGAACGGGCGCCCAAGAGACGAGAGUUUCAGGCGGAUUUCAGCGUACGUGAUGCAGGACGAUCUCAUGUUCUCCACGCUCACCGUCUGGGAGACGCUGCAGACGGCUGCCAUGCUGCGCCUGCCGUCCACCACGCCCAAGGCGCAGCGCCUGCAGCUGGCGGAGUCCAUCAUUGCGGAGCUGGGUUUGAGUAAAGCAAGGAAUACGCCCAUUGGGAAUGAGAUGAUAAGGGGAGUGAGCGGUGGCGAGCGCAAGCGCACCAACAUUGCUGUGGAGAUGCUGUCCAACCCCUCGCUCGUGUUCCUGGACGAGCCCACAUCUGGCCUGGACAGCUUCCAGGCGCUGAACGUGAUGAGUGCGCUCUCUGAUCUCUCCAAGAGCGGCCGCACCGUCAUCUCCACCAUCCACCAGCCGCGCUCCUCCAUCUUCGCCCUCGUGAUUUGGGUGUCAUCUGAUACGAUUUAUCUCGAAGUACACCCCUCCCCCCUUCUCAUCUCACCACCCUCUCCCCAACACCCCGCCCCACCCUGUUCUCUCACCCCCUCUGCUACCCCCCUUAUCCUUCCUCUGUUCCUCCUCUCCACCCCUUACCACCCUCUCUCCCCCCUUCCCCCUUUGCAGUUUGAGAACCUGCUGCUGCUGAGCGAAGGCCGCAUGGUUUUUUUCGGGCAGGCCGUCGACUCCAUCGAUUAUUUUUCCCGCCAUGGCUUCACCUGCCCGGAGCAUUUCAACCCGGCCGACUACUUUAUGGACAUGAUUUCCGUCGACCGCCGCGACGAGCAGCGGGAGACCGACAGCACUGCGCGCAUCGCGGAGCUCACCUCCAGCUACGAGCCUGCGCGGGAGGUUCGGCCGGACCUGCACCAGAAGAGCAUGGAGGAGCAGGCGGAGGCUACGGAGGGGAUGAAGUAUUCCAAGUAUGCGUCCAGCUGGGGGACGCAGCUGGCGGUGCUGACGAAGCGGUCGUGGCUGCAGGGGGUGAAGUAUUCCAAGUAUGCGUCCAGCUGGGGGCCGCAGCUGGCGGUGCUGACGAAGCGGUCGUGGCUGCAGGUGACGAGGGAUCGGCUCCCGAUCGCGAUCGCGUACGUGCAGGCCAUGGUGAUGAUGGUGAUGAUAUGCAUUCUCUACUCCAACACGAGCGCCGCCCCCCAGCAGAACAUGACAGGCUCGCUCUUCUUCAUCUCCCUCUUCCUCGCCUUCAACGGCAUCUUCCAGGUGAGGGGUCUUCCAGAUGAUCACCACUUUCCCAUUGGAAAAGGGAGCGGUGAACCGCGAGUGCGCGCGUCCAACACGUACCGCUUGACCGUGUACAAUCCCGCCAAGAUGAUUACCACAUUCCCCCUGGAGAAAGGAGUGGUGAACCGCGAGCGCGCGUCCAACACGUACCGAGUGACCGCGUACUACCCCGCGAAAGUCCUCUCGGAGUGGCCCAUCCGCAUCGGUCCGGUGAUCGUGUUUGGCAUCAUCGCCUACUGGCCCAUUCAGUACCAGCGCGUGGCAUCCAAGUUCUUCCUCUUCCUCGUCAUCUGCAUGCUGGAGUUUACAGCCAUGAACGGGCUUGGUAUCCUGAUCGGCUCAAUCGCGCCGACCCCUCAGCUGGCCCUGGCCAUGGGUCCGCUCUUCACAGUCGUGCUCAUGCUGUUUGGGGGCUUCUAUCUCGCAUUAGCCAUGGGUCCGCUCUUCACAGUCGUGCUGAUGCUCUUUGGGGGCUUCUACGUCAAUCUCGACUCCAUCCCCGUGUGGAUCCGCUGGGUGCGCUACCUCUCGCCCAUCCAGUGGGGCUUUGUGGGUCUGGCAGUCAACCAGUUUGAAGGUGAGUGGGUUGGGGAUGGGGUUCAAUCAGGUGGGCUGGGUAUUGGGAAUGGGUGGAGUGCGGUGGCUCUGGGCCACCUGUGGUGGGGCUUUGUCGGCCUGGCUGUCAACCAGUUCGAGGGGCUGACCUUUAGCUGCUCUCCCGGCUGCCCCGAUGGGGAUCAGAUCCUUAAGAACCUCUCCAUUGAUAACUACACGGUGCCCCAGGCUAUUGCGUACCAGUGCUGCCUGAUUGUGGGCAUGCACAUCAUUGCAUGCACUGCCCUCAUGCUGAACGGCCCGAAGAUGCAGCCUCUCAGUGCGCUGGGUUCCAAGGCCCAACCAGUCCUCUUGCCCAUGCAGGAGGAGACUCCUGAGGCUCUUGCUGCUGUGGUCAGCAGUGGGGAGGGUGGUGAGGAUAGGCCUCCCGCAGAGGAAGAAAGGGCGUUGAAAGUGGAGUAG
Molecule: messenger RNA, 2847 nt
Organism: Closterium sp. NIES-65
Lineage: Eukaryota; Viridiplantae; Streptophyta; Zygnematophyceae; Desmidiales; Closteriaceae
Source: the annotation of a GenBank genome assembly